GGAUUUACAUAUGUCACUGCACACUGUCAUUAGUUGCCAAAUCGUUUCAAAUCAAUCAUUAAUCAAAGAAAAAUGCAACUCUAGAAGAUCAACUUAUCACCCAGUUGCUGUUUUGUGUAGGUGGGCUGAUUGUAUUGAGUUGAACGAAUGUAUUUUCGUGGCUUAAAAGGAAUUGGAGAAUCAAAAAAGUUUAUGGAGGCGCAAAUGAUCGGUGACAAGAUUCAUAAUUUGCGCCUACACCCGUGACAGAUUCGUCUUAAAAUAAAUUUGGGAACUGGCCAGUUCUUUUGUCAUCAUGACUACAUCGCAAACAGGAGAUGAUUGUCACACUAACGACCCAAAUAACUUAUUUCCGAUUGAAUCAUUACGAUUCCCAUUAGAUAAUUCUAUGCGCAUUAUAUUUACUGGUUAUUACAAUGGGUUUAGUGUAGAAGUGAGGUCAGUUGAUGAAAUGGCUCUUCUGUAUCAUAUGGGAUGCUUUGGCAAAGGUACAGCAUCAAGAUCUAAGCCUAGAGCUGCACAAAGUGAUGGUAGCCCUUCUAUAAUUCGCAAGAGACAGUUCCUUAAAAGAAAUUAUUGGUAUAAGAAGUUUGCUGAUCCUCGCCAAACAACAGAAGGUGGCAUGUUUCUUAAAGAGGUUAAGGAACUAAGUAAUAAAAUAAUGCAUGAUAGCAAGGCAUUAAAUAGGAAAGGUGUGAUUGAUUUAGUUUCCAGUGAUGAAGAUGUGAGUACCGGCAAUGAGGAACUCUCUAAUGAAAUGGGAGGUUUUCAACCAAAUGAGAAAGACAAUAUUAUGGUCAUAGUGCCAAAUAGCGAUUCAGAAGAUGAUAAUUAUUUUGCUAAAUUGAAACCUAAAUGCUGCCUUAACAGAAUAAAGUUGCAAGAAAAACUAAUGCUUACUUUGCAGGAAGCUUUUUUCUUAUUAUAUGGUCUUGGUUGUUUACAAAUAAUUACCUCUGAUAAUAAAUUGUUGAACAUUCAAGAGAGCUGGGAUACUUUUGUGCAUUCUGAUAAGGAUUUUAUCCCAAGAUAUGUUGUAUACCACUACUUCAGGUCGAAGGGUUAUGUUGUGAAGCCAGGAAUCAAGUUUGGUGGUGACUAUUUGUUGUACAAAGAAGGCCCUGGAGUCUCACAUGCUGAUUACAUUGUUGUCUUCAAAUUGGCAUACCAAAACGAUGAUUGGCUUUCAAUCCUUGGCCAUGUUAGAAUGGCUAAUACUACUGUAAAGGAAAUAUUAAUAGCAGAAGUUUCUAGACCAGACAAACCUCAUAAACUUCCAGAAGACUUGAAAUUGUAUAGUGUAAGAGAAAUAUUGCUAAAUAGGAAAAAACCAGUGUCAAUAAAUAAUGAUGUUGAAUAGA
This is a messenger RNA of Pectinophora gossypiella (pink bollworm), 1361 nucleotides long. RefSeq names its product tRNA-splicing endonuclease subunit Sen2-like. The record is from RefSeq and is a predicted model, not a curated record. The coding region runs from base 296 to 1360 and encodes 354 amino acids. Gene Ontology annotation, cellular component: tRNA-intron endonuclease complex. Gene Ontology annotation, molecular function: tRNA-intron lyase activity; nucleic acid binding. Lineage: Eukaryota; Metazoa; Arthropoda; Insecta; Lepidoptera; Gelechiidae. Gene Ontology annotation, biological process: tRNA splicing, via endonucleolytic cleavage and ligation; tRNA-type intron splice site recognition and cleavage. The transcript is spliced from 4 exons.